CAAUCUCAUCAAACAGACCAAGAAAACCAAAAACAAGUGUUCACUUGUAUACGAUCUGAGAGUGUGUCUUGUGCUUUUUCUGAAGCUUUUUGAGUGAAAAAAUGGCGCAAUACGGAGGAGAUAAGCAGUACGGAAGGGAGGGUCGCCUGACCGACGAGUAUGGCAACCCUGUUCGGCAAACUGACGAGUACGGAAACCCGAUUCAUUCCACCACGGGAGGAACCAUGGGUGAUUAUGGUUCCACCGGUCACCAGCAGGGAUUGGGUACCCACGGUAGUACAGGAACUAAUUACGGAACCAGCGGUGGUUUGGGUUCCACCGGCCACCAGGGCUUGGGUGCGAACGUAGGUCAUCCCACAGGAACCGGUUAUGGAACCGGAGGUGGACUUGGUUCCACCGGCCACCAGGGCUUGGGUGGUCAUGCCACAGGAACUGAGUAUGGAACCGCUGGUGGUUAUGGGACCACCGGUCACCAGGGGCUGGGUACGGGUACGGGUACGGGUACGGGUGAUUACAAAACUAGCGGUGGUUAUGGGACCACCGGUCACCAUGGCACCGGGACGGACGUAGGACGUGCAACUGGUGGUACUGGUGGGUUGUAUCAAAACCAACCUAGCGCCACCCCUUACAUGGGCGGUGGUUCCGAAGCUGGAGGUGGGUACGGUCAGCACGGAGGCAUCGGAACCGGCACUACUGGUACCGGCAUCGGAACCGGAACUGGAACUCUUCAUCGUUCAGGCAGUGGCAGCUCAAGCUCUUCGGAGGAUGAUGGACAAGGAGGAAGGAGGAAGAAGAAAGGUGUGAUGGGGAAGAUCAAAGAGAAACUUCCGGGCGGUGGUCACAGUACAGAUGAGCAGCAUCGGGUGUCAAGCACGACGACGACAACGACGGCGGGGGGUGGUUACGGGCAAAGUCAUGAGAAGAAAGGGAUGAUGGAGAAGAUAAAGGAGAAGCUGCCUGGACAUCGUAACGACUGAUUGAUCAAUUAAUGUCAUGGUAUGAUUGUGAGUUAAAGGAUGGAUAGGUAUAGGUAUAGGUAUAGAUAUAAUAAUAAGGAUGAAGAAUAAUCUGGUGAUGAUGGCAGAAGGUUGAUUUACUACUUUACUCUUACGUGUUUUCAUAUGGUUUUUGUUGUUUUUAAUUCCUUGUAUUGUGUUUAUGGAGGAAUAGUAUUACUAAACUAAUACUUGUUCAUUUCA
Molecule: messenger RNA, 1199 nt
Organism: Cynara cardunculus var. scolymus (artichoke)
Lineage: Eukaryota; Viridiplantae; Streptophyta; Magnoliopsida; Asterales; Asteraceae
Product: embryogenic cell protein 40-like
Exons: 2
Coding region: 102-977 (291 amino acids)
Biological process (GO): response to water
Source: RefSeq, a predicted model, not a curated record